UCAAAAUGGCGGCUAGUUUGUAAAGGUAAAUACCUUCGUAUUUUUGGCUGUUUUGCCAAAAUAUAUCGUAAUGUUUGCUCUGUAGCUACGAUGGUGCACGAACAAGCCAUCAAUAAUGGAAUGCACACCAAAAUGUCGCCUUACCAAGCACGCCGAUCUGGUGCUAUCCGCGAUUACGAAGGAAGAUGCUGCAACGAUUCGAGCGAUCUUGCCCCGAAUCUGCUCGAACUUUGCGCGCGUGUCGGAUCAGUUUGGUCGGAAUGCCUUACACGUGGCAGCAUCUUGCGGCAAAGGCGACAUUUUGGAGUGGCUGGUGAAAGAUCAAGGUCUUGACGUGGGAUCGAAAGAUCUGGAGUCCGGCUGGACCGCUCUGCACAGAAGCUUGUUCUAUGGAUUUCUUGACUCAGCUGUCAAGUUGAUUCAGCUUGGCUCAGAUCUGGGUUGGUAUGACCAGGAAGGCCUCACUCCAUGGGAUCUCAUUCGCUUGGAUGCACCAUUCCAAAUUGUAAAAGGAGUUCAAGCUCAAGUUUUUUCACCGUAUGAAUCCUCUCUGGAAGAUGAACUUCAGUUACAAGUUGGGGAUAUCAUAAGGGACAUUCACAUAAAUGAUGGCAGUUACUGGACUGGUCAUUUAAAUGGAAGACGAGGGCAUUUUCCAAAGGAUCAUGUCAAGCUUUUGUCUGAAGCCUAUCAAAUGGAGUUAUUUACCUGGGGAUCCAACACAAACUUCACCCUUGGUCACAGAGAUGAGAGCACAAGACAUACACCUGAAAUUGUUGAAAAUGUCCAAGGAGACACAAAAAUUUCUUUCAAAGAGGUUGUCAUGUGUAAGUUUCACUCUGUGUUCCUGAGCAUGGAUGGCAGAGUCUUCACCUGUGGUCACGGCAGAGGAGGUAGACUGGGGCAUGGUAAUGAAGGGACUCAUCUGGUGGUAAAAGAGAUAAAAGCUUUACAGGGAAUCAAGUGUGUGUCAAUUGCUGCUGGCCAGGAUCAUACAGUGGUAGUCACAGAUGACCACUCAGUUUACACAUUUGGUCUAAAUGAUUCUCAUCAGCUUGGACAUGGACAGUCACCUCUGCCAAAACAGUGCCUUUUACCAAAAAUGGUACACCUGAAGGUGUGGAGGGGCAAAGAUAUUGUUGGGGCUGCAGCAGGGCGAUAUCACUCAGUUUUCUUCACUAAACAUGAAGUUUACUCCUGUGGCCUUAAUGCUGGGCAACUGGGCCAUCAAAAAGGAGAAGAAUACCAAACACUUCCUCGUCAGGUUAGUGGAUUGGCUGAUAAAGAUGUCACCAUCAAUAAAGUGACCUGUAGUGAUGGAGCUACAGUAUGUGCAACUGACAAGGGAGAUAUCUUCCUUUUAAACCUGUACAUUUGUCGCAAGAUAAUAUCUAGGUUCACUGACUUGGUUCAUAUGGCUGUGGUUGGAGGUGAGCUUGAUAUGAUAUCUCCACAAGAAGUCAGCAAAAAGUUUGCUGAUGAACUUGCUGUGACAUUGCUGAACUCUAGAGGGAAGGUGUUCCAGUGGAAGCCCAAGUUUACUGGCAGUUGCUUGAGAGAAUGUUCUUGGCAUCAUAACCGACAAAUCACAGUUAGGGAUUUUGCUAUUGGCAAACAGCUUUUUAUUGUGUCUGAUGAUGGUGAAGCUUUUAUUUGCCAACCUAGUGGAGCGAAACCCAUUCUACUGAAAACGAGCACUCACAAAAUAUGCCGUUCACCUCCAAAUUCGUCUGAAUUCAGCACUGGAAACACAAUUGCACAAUCGCCCCCAAUGUCCUCCCCCCUCAUCAACAUGAUUUUGAAAGAAAAAGAUGAAAAACUGUCACACUCAUUUCCCAGUACCACUUCCUUGGGUUGUUUAGCUGAAGAAAAAGCAAAGAAAGAUAUCUUUGUGGAAUACAACCUUGAGAGGAUUCCAUUGAUUCAUCAUGGACAGCAAAUCUUCACAGACAGCAAGUCAAGAGGGUGUGCUGUGCUUCAAGUUUCUUCAAGGGAGGGAUUGCAGAAACUACCUGAAGUGAGUCCAGAGCAAGUUCCUGAACAGAUGAUUCAACUUCUUGAAGAAGCAACUUGUGAAGAUGAUAUUCAUGAUGUUGAAUUUAUGGUAAAAGGACAAAGAGUUCCAGUGCAUGGAUUUGUGUUAGCAUCACGAAGUCUCAGGUGCCACCAACUGAUAUGUGAAAACAAAGAAAACCACCCACAAGCUAGUGACAAAUUGACACAAACCAUAGCACUCCAUGAAGGUGUUGCCUAUGACAGGGUUGUCAGCUGGCUGAAAAAACUCUAUGGUGGAUUUGAUAUUGGUGACAAAGAAAUAUUUCAACUUGAAGUCUCUGUGACUAAAGGCAAAAACGGUUUCAGUGGUAUUUCCAAAACCAUGCAUGAAGAGAAAGUUUCAGGGAAAAAGGAGAAAAAAGAAGCAAAAGGCAAGAGAGGUGAAGUGGAAAAACAUGGUGGAAAGAGCUUUAUUGACAAUAAUUUAUUGUCAGAUUUGGCUUUCCUUUCAACCAGAGACUUAGAUGAUUUUUCUGCACCUGGUGUUGAUUUGGAUGAUAUGUUAUUCAAUUCUUGUGAAUCUUUGGAAAGAAGUGUUCAGAAUUCUGAUGUAGCAGGAAAGAAACCUGAGAAGACCUAUCAACUGAUCACCACAAGGAAAGGAAUCAAGGGCAAUAUUUCCAGAUCGUGCAACACAUCGCUGAUGUUCUCAAGAUUAAAUUGCCCAGAGCUUCAUGAUGUUACACUUGUAUCAGAGGAAGGAACAGAACUUAGGUGUCACAAAUGUAUACUUGUGGCUCGUCUUGAGUACUUUCGCAGCAUGUUGACAUCGAGCUGGAGGGAGUCCAGUGGACAAUCCCGAACCCUCAAGAUGCCUUUCCCAGCGUUAAUUCUGGAGAUUGUUUUGGAUUUCCUGUACUCAGGGCGAGCAGGAAGAUUAACAGAUAUUACAGAUCUGGAGUUAUUGGGAAACAUUCUCAUUGUAGCAGAUCAGUUGCUGAUCUGGCGUCUGAGAGAGAUGUGCGAGGCUGUCAUAGCAAAUCUUGUGACUUUAAGGAACGUUUCUGAAGUGUUGGAAUUCUCGAUUCUCUACAACGCUAACCAGCUUCGAGAUGUUUGCUCAGAGUACAUUUGCAAUAAUUUGGGAAGUUUGAUGGAAUCCAGAGCUCUGGAUUGUCUCAGUGAUGAAGCACUUGUAGUGAUCUCUAAAGUCUAUCGCAAUAUGGUUCCAGGAAUGGCUUGGCGCAUUAUAACACCGCUAGACCUUCACUGUUCUUUUCUUCUUGAUACUGGCUCUGAGCCAAAAUGUAGUCCUGGAAAGCGAAGAAGAAGCAGUGGACGCAAGAAGUCAUCUAGGAGUGAAAGCGAACAAGAUGCGGUUGUUCAUUCUGAGACUGCACAAGAAGGAAGCGAAGCUGAGAAUGUUUACAGAGUAAAUGUCCCGGAAUUGGAAGAGGUGUUCGCACAACAAAAUGGUGGCGAAUACAAGACUGAUACAGAAGGUAAAAAUGGCGAGGGUGAUGCUUGUUUGGAUCUUCCGAAAGCAGAUGAAGAGGAAACAUCAUUGGAGCGAGAGCCGGUGGAUGUUGGAAUGUGGUAUCGUAAACUCUCACCGGAUGCUACCAAGACACCAAAGAAGAAAAGCCGUGACAGAAAGAAACCUGGUGGAAAAUCCGCAGAUGAUUCAGACGGUAAACCAACAACUCAGAAGGACGAGGUUGCUGCAAAGAAGGCUCUAUCACUAGAAAAACCGGCAUGGAGUAAUCAGAGCGCAUGCAGUCCCCCCGCAUCUAGCCUUAAAGAUAUCAUGGAACAGGAACAGAAGAAGAAAUCUUCCGAUGUUCGCAGUGCAAGCGAGGUACUGAUAUCACCAUCAAAAGGGAAAAGUCCACAGUCCCCAUCGACUCGGUGGAAUUCUUCCGGGCGACAAUCACAGAAGCAGAGGAAGAGAUUAAAAUCUAACUCCAUAGACGAUCAAAAUGACCAAGUGACUGCGAGCAGUAAAAAGGAAGAAAAAGAAGUAGAGAGACCUCCAGCAUGGGGUGGGGUGAUCAAGGAUCCUUUGCCAGUCCAGUCCUUAAAGGAUCUUAUGCAGGAAGAAGAAAAGAAGAAAAACUUUCAAGACCCUACACCUUCACAAAAAAUACCAAUCGUACCAGGAAAGCCUGGAUCUACAAGGAAAAAGCUAAAUUGGCGCCGGCAGCCUGGGUUUUACACGAACGGUUCAGAACCUAAUGGGGAAGACGCUGUUCAUUUAGCUUCAGGACAGGAUUCGAACGUCCCACUGUCUCCACCUAAAAGUGCCUGGCAGUCAAAUCCUAUCGCAAGUUCUCCGCCAUUUACUUCAAUCGCUUUCUCUACAAUCCUCGAAUGUGAGGAAAAGGAGAACACAAAUCUAAACAGAUUUAACAAGAAGCCAUUUCACUUGACACAGCUUGAAGAGAGAGCCAUGGAAGAACUGCUGCAGUAUUAUGGUGGCAAGGACAAUGCCUGUGAGUUUGUGACCGUUGAGAGAAUUCCAUCGACUGCAGCGAAGCCUAUAUGGAGAAAGGAGAGAUCGCCAUCGGCCACAAGCAGUUAACGCUUGAUACAUAGCUACUGGAUGAUCGCGUUAGAGAUGAUGAAACACAAGCCUUCGAUGAAGAGAGAAUUUGAUUGUGUGUAGUCUCGAUAGAAGUAGAAACACGUGUGUUCUUUUCUAAGAAUAUCUGAUUACGAAGACGUAACAAAACUGUUAAUCAAAGCGUUAAAGAAAGGUACGUAACGCGUGACAAUAGCGUGACUUAAUAAAUGGGCGUCAGCUACUGUGUAUCACCUUAACAUCCAAGAAGUUUUUGUCAGGGGAGAUGGAUUUCUCCUUUCCUUGCGAGGAAGAGAUUUCUAGAGUUAGGCUGAAUGGCCAAAUCUGAUUUGAAUCUUUUCUCGCUGACUUUUAUGUAGCGACAGAGAAAAUUGUUGAAAGCGGUGAUCGUCUUCCUUGUAUCAGAAAAAGAAAAAACAUUUACAGAAGCUUUUAUAGCUAAACAUACCCAAAGAUUUGUCUAAUAUAAAAACAGUACAUU
Stylophora pistillata is the source of this 5057-nucleotide messenger RNA. Its product is annotated as inhibitor of Bruton tyrosine kinase. The record is from RefSeq and is a predicted model, not a curated record. Gene Ontology annotation, molecular function: protein binding. Lineage: Eukaryota; Metazoa; Cnidaria; Anthozoa; Scleractinia; Pocilloporidae.